AUGCCAUGGAAAGCAUUGCCAUACCCGGAUCGAGCUCGCAAGCAAACACUCAGCGAGAAAUUCAACGUCACAGGGAUACCAUGUUUGAUCGUCCUCUCCUCAACCUGUGAAGUUCUGACUUCGGAAGGUGUUGCUGAAAUCAGCGCAAGCGGUGCUGAUGCUAUUCGACGAUGGUCGCAAGGUAAGGUUUUUCGAUCGAAUAUAAAAUAUUCGGUGACCUGGAAGAUGAUUUUACACUGCAAACAAUUUUCAUAA
Messenger RNA from Adineta steineri, 255 nucleotides. The record is from the annotation of a GenBank genome assembly. Lineage: Eukaryota; Metazoa; Rotifera; Eurotatoria; Adinetida; Adinetidae.